AUGAGUAGAAAAAGCAGCCCUGUAUGGAGUUUUUUUACAAUCGUAGAUAAGACUAAUCAAAUCGCAAAAUGUGACAUUUGCAAGAGUGAUAUUUCUUUUAAAUCCUCUGUUUCGAAUUUAAAAAGACAUAUUUCUAAAAAACAUCCUACGGUGCAAUUGUCAGUAGGGCAAACACAAACAACUAGAAAUGGCAUUACGAUAGGGAAUUCUGAGAUAGAGAAACCACAGGAACAAGCGCCUUUGCCAACUGAGAGCUCCAGUCCUGGUACUAGUUCAAUUAGCUCUGUUUCUGCUAGUGGCACCAUUCACCCAAAACCACGUCAAACCACCUUGUCAUCGUAUUUACCAAAAAAAGUGACAGGAAUUCGUCAAAGCACUAAACCUAAUUAUGAACUUCCAUCUCGCCAAACAAUUUCGAGGAGUUACAUACCUAGUUUGUAUGAGGAGUGCGUCUUGCGUGUUAAAGAAAUUAUUUCGAAAGUUUCAUCAGUUUCCCUAACAACUGAUGCCUGGACCUCCAAGACAAAUGAUAGUUUUGUCGGAAUUACAAUACAUUUUAUAGAUGAAGAAUUUAGGUUUCGGUCAGCCCUAUUAAAAUGUGCUUUCUUUGAUAAGGCUCAUACUAGCAUAAAUCUUGCUGCUGACUUGAAAUCUGUAGCAGAAGAAUGGGGACUUGAAAAAAAAAUUAUGCUCGCUGUGUCAGAUAAUGCAUCAAAUAUCAAGUCAGCAAUAGCUAAAGAACUUGGGUGGAAGCAUUUUGGGUGUUUUGCUCAAACACUUAAUUUAAUAGUUCAAAGUGCCCUAAAUCUAGACUUAAAUAGAGAACUUUUAGAUAAAGUUAAAACUGUUGUUGGUCAUUUUAAAAGAAGCCCCAAGGCAACAUUUAAACUGAUAAAAACUCAGCAGAACAGUGGAGUCAAGAAUCCUCUCAAACUCAUUCAAGAUGUGGCGACAAGGUGGAACUCCACAUUCUACAUGUUGCAAAGAUUUACCGAACUGGAGGAAGCAGUACGGAGUACGGUAGCUCUCUUGGACGUCACAUUGCCACCCAUUAGUUUGGAAGAGUGGCAAAUACUUCGGGAUCUGCAAAAAGUGCUGGAACCUUUUGAAGAGGCAACAAAGGUCGUUAGCGGUCAACAGUACAUGACUGCCUCAUUAGUAAUUAUUGUUACUAAUGGGCUGUUGGGUGUCUGCAAACAGAUUUUAGAGUCUUCAGACUUUGCUGUGAAUGCAAAAGUUGUGGCAAAGAAACUCGAAAAAGAACUUACGGAACGCCUUGGAAAUGUGGAAUAUAGCAAUACAUUAGCCAUGUGUACUUUUUUGGAUCCACGUUUUAAAACCCUGUUUUUUAUGAGCGAAGAUGCGGGAAAAAAAGCUCAAAAGGAAGUAAUUUCUGCAUUAGCAGACAUUAUUUAUAGAAAAGAUUUGGAGCAGCAGAAAAAAGUUAAAAAAGAUGCCAGUACUGACGAAACGGGAAGUCAACAAAAUGAGUCAAAAAUUGCCGAACCUUUUAAUGUCGAGAAAAAACAGAAACUCUCAAUAUGGGCCUCCGUUGACAAAUUAAGCUCAAACAAACCCACUCAAAUAAAAUCCUCAACAGCCAGAUCCAUUAUUGAAGUCCAGAGAUAUAUGGAAGAUGAACCCCUUGAAAGAAAAAUGGACCCUUUGACUUGGUGGCUCGAGAACAGAUUUGUUUACCCAAACUUAGCAUUAUUGCAAAGAACCGAUGAGUACGACAUCUUGGCAUCUCACGCUAACUAUACACGUGAACAAGUCAACAAGCCGACAAGCACUCGCGAAUCGUCAAAGAACGGAAUCGGGAAUCGAAAACCGGCGUCGGCAUAG
This is a messenger RNA of Anthonomus grandis grandis, 1845 nucleotides long. RefSeq names its product E3 SUMO-protein ligase ZBED1-like. The transcript has 4 exons. The record is from RefSeq and is a predicted model, not a curated record. Lineage: Eukaryota; Metazoa; Arthropoda; Insecta; Coleoptera; Curculionidae. Gene Ontology annotation, molecular function: DNA binding. Bases 1 to 1845 code for a protein of 614 amino acids.